Girardinichthys multiradiatus is the source of this 3140-nucleotide messenger RNA. RefSeq lists its product as uncharacterized. The transcript has 3 exons. NCBI's taxonomy places the organism in Eukaryota, Metazoa, Chordata, Actinopteri, Cyprinodontiformes, Goodeidae. Bases 1964 to 2632 code for a protein of 222 amino acids. The record is from RefSeq and is a predicted model, not a curated record.
UGCAAACCUUCUGCGUUUGUAUGUACCUUCAUAUGUCUUAGAAUUCAUACAUAAUUGUUAGUUAUGACUUAAAUAUAUCAAAGAUUAUGUUUCGGACUCCUUUCAUUGUUAGGUGACACCUGAAGAUUACAAACAUUAUUUUAUGCAAAAUGGGCUUAGUAUUGGUCACUUUAAACUAGAAUGAUAACAAAACCAAGAAAGGAUUAUUUAAUUUUCAUGUCAAGCUAAAAUAAAAAAAAUAAUUAUUUUUGACAAAAUUACUUGUGGCACAAUUAGACAGCCAUUAGUCUACUUCUAUAUCCUAAAUUCCCCUCUGUAACAUUUCACAAGGCUGAAGCUUACAGAGAGAAGGACCAAUCCUCUUUGCACCAUCUCUAGGUUGUCCACAGUGCAGGGGCUUCUCUCACCCCUACAAGUUUUCUAUAGGAUUUGCAUCUGGGUACUGAGGCCAUGAAAGAAGGUUGAUUUUAUGUCUGGCAAAUUGUGUCUAUCUUGAUUUGGUCAUAUUUUGGAUAACUAUUUUGCCAAAAGAUCCAAGCACGACCCUCUUUUUAACUAAUAAAGUCGACCAGAUAUUUAUAUAAAAUGUCCUGGUAUUUCAAAUGGUUCAUGACUCUAGGUUCCAACAGACCCACAACAUCACAGAUUAUCCACCAUGUUUAACAGUGGGCAUGGCGUGCUUUUCCACAUAUUUAUCCGCUGUUUCAUAACAAACCGAAAAUGUCUGCUACGAAAGAUCCUGUUUUAUGUAUCAACUUUUAUAUAAAGCAUGACCUUGCAUUACCUUGCAACUCUCAGUAAAAACCUUAAUAGAAUAGUAAAUCUAAUACCACAAAGAGACGCCUAAAACGUCUAAACAGGUCCAUCUAUGUUAUAUAUAUUUUGUCAUGUUUUUCUUUUGAAAAUACUAAAAUGCAAGAUAUUUGACUAAAAAUACAAAGUAAAAGCAAAAACAUAAUCUUGGGUGCCCCAUUAGCCCAAAGGAUUAGAAAUACCACACAAACAAUAGCCGGAGAGCAAAUAUUGCUAUUAGACAGAUUGAUUCUACUGUACUGGCAGCUUCUGAGCUAUCUUUAAAUCAGAAAAUCAGAAAUGUAUUUUAAGACUUUUUUCCACUCCUCACAACCAUUUCCGGUGAUUAUGUUUGCAUGUCUGCAACAGUAUAUUUGCCUCUUUAUAUCUCUGUCUACCUUUAUCACACCCUCCUUUGCCUCUCAGUGGAACAGUUUCCAACCUGUGAGAGAAUCAGACUUGACACAUCAGUGUUUGUAUGUGGGUGUGUGUGCUGCCAUCCUUAAAAACAUUUUUCUAAUAUUCUGCUCUGACACAUGAUGUUUGUCGCGGUGACCUGUCUUCCCAUCUUUAUGGAACUGCAUGCCAUCAUACAAGCACACAUGCUGUAAGCAGUUGCACAGCAGUGUGCCAUGAGCACUCCACCAGGUGUGGUGAAUUUGGGCAAUCAGCAGCUCCUAUUUAAAGGCCAUGGAUGCAGAGCAAACCAGUUUUGACUGAACAGAUGGCAGCUACAAGAAAGGCACAAAGACUGCGAGGGAAAAUAGGACUUUGAUUUUAAAAGGACUAUCGGUUUUUCACCUGUUUCAUUAUUUUGUCUGCAUCUGAAGUCUGGUCCUGGUCCUUCAAGUGUGGGCACCUCAAAGUCACUAGAACACUUGACAGUGAAAACCCCCCUAGCCUGUGGAACUGCUUGAUCAGUGAAGACUCCACAAUCGCCCACCACAAAGAAGGGAAGACUCCUUCUGGGGGCCUGGAGGAAGUCUGCCAUCUGUCUGUCCAACAGCCAAGAGGAGCAACAUGGCCGAGUUCAAGUCACUUGAAGAUCUGAAAGUAGAGCGAACCACAGUAAAAAGACUCUUUUCAAGACUCACCAACCAUAUUAUGAGGAUUUAUAUGGACAUGUCUAGAGGAGAACUUCAAAAGACUGACAGUGGAGGGCUCUAAAGUGAUGGAAGGAAAUGAAGAGCUUGAGGCCACUUACAUCGCAGCAGAUGCAAAGGGUGCACUAGGCGACCAGCAGAAAACCGACAUCGAGAAGACAGAGUGUGAGCAGAAGUUAAAGGCAGCAAAGCACCUGAUCCAAGAUACACUAUGGACUUCAUAUGGUGAGAAAGAACUGUCCCUCGCUUUACAAAUUGCAGAGGCAGAGUGUGACAAUGUCACCUCCACUGAACCCCAGUCCCUGGAGGCUUAUGACUUUAUGCUCACUCAUUUGGAGAAGCUUGUACAUAAAGCCAAAGGAGCACAUCAAACCUGGAGUCGCUGGGCUCCACCUGCUGAGAAGCAAGAUUUUAAUUUUUGCUUGAUGGAGCUAGAGAUCUGCCUUCCCAAGUUGGUGUCGGGGAAGGCUGCCCUGAUAAAAGCAGCAAAUCUCAAAGAGGACACCGGAAUAGAACCCACUACAGCUCACAGCUCAGCUACCGCCGGAACCAUAAAGCUUAAAGCCACAGCCCUACCAAAGUUCACAGGCUGCCAGCAUGACUUCUACAGAUGGAAGAAAGAUUGGGAGGCUCUGCAGAACCAAGGCGAACCGACAGGGUCCAGAGAGCUGAAGAAAUUCCAACUGCUUUAUAGCCUCGAUGAAAAGGACCUGUACAUCUGUCAACGUACGCUAUAGCAGCUGAGAUCUUUAGAGUCCUGGAAAACCACUAUGGGAACCGAGCCACUAUUGCCAUAGAGAUCAUUGAAGAUCCACAAGCUCUUCCAGCCGACCGUGGUAAUCAGCCAAGAAGAAUCAUAGCGCUCAUCCAAGCAGUUGAAAAGGGUCUCUAUGAUUUAAAUGAAUUGAAUAAUGCAGAUGCUAUAAAAAACCCACUAGUAACAAAAUCCAUUGAAGGCAAGCUUCCAGAAACCCUGAAGAAAGACUGGCUUACCUAUGCUGGUGACAAGAAAAAUGUGGUAAAUGCUCAAAACCGCUUUGACAAGCUCCUCGCAUACUUGCAGUCUCAAGAAUCCAUCUAUGAGCAGUUGGAGCAACUGAGAGACAUUGACCCUUGUUGAAAUAUUUAUCUUUAUUCAUUGCAUUUAAAUUAAGUUAUCUGUGUUUUCUGUUUUGAAAGUUUUUCACCUGUUUCAUUAUUUUGUCUGCACUGGUCAAUUAAAGUUAAACUGAGUGAAAUCUGAAA